This is a messenger RNA of Medicago truncatula (barrel medic), 703 nucleotides long. Its product is annotated as 40S ribosomal protein S25-2. Lineage: Eukaryota; Viridiplantae; Streptophyta; Magnoliopsida; Fabales; Fabaceae. The record is from RefSeq and is a predicted model, not a curated record. The coding region runs from base 155 to 478 and encodes 107 amino acids. The transcript has 4 exons.
GCCCAAAAGAAAACAAGGUCCAAACGACGUAGCUUUAAGAAGCCAAUAUAAAAAGCAUCUUUCUUCUAAGAAAUCUAGGGUUUCAUCGUCUCCGCUGAUAGCAUAGCAGCUCGCGCCUCCGUCUCAGACCUGCUCCUCCCUCUCAACCGAAAUCAUGGCACCCAAGAAGGCAGCUCCUCCUCCUUCAUCCAAGCCAGCCAAAUCUGGCGGUGGCAAACAGAAGAAGAAGAAGUGGAGCAAGGGAAAGCAAAAGGAGAAGGUGAACAACAUGGUGCUGUUUGAUCAGGGUACCUAUGACAAGCUCCUAACUGAAGCACCCAAAUACAAGCUCAUCACUCCUUCUGUCCUCUCUGAUCGUUUGAGGAUUAAUGGAUCACUUGCAAGGAGGGCAAUAAGAGACUUGAUGGCUAAAGGUUUAAUCAGGUUGGUGUCUGCUCAUUCAAGUCAGCAGAUUUACACCAGGGCUACAAACACCUAGGUGUGAUACUGAUUUUAAGUUGCAGAGUAUCAGUAGAAGUUGCUAUGUAAUGUUAUUUUCUACUUUGAGAUGCACAUUUUUCAAGCUUGUAUUAGUUUUGCUGAAUCCAUAGCCGGAGAUUCUUUUUAUAUCGUUUAUUUGACAUCUAUCUAUGAUCGUUUUUGGAUUGGAUUUGUGGCAGUUUUAUUCUGAUCUAUUUUAUUAAGUCAAACUGCUUUUGUUGGA